GAAAGAUUAUGUUUAGAAUUUAAUCUGUAGUGGUUGUAUAGUGUUUUGUUCGAUGAUUUGAACACCAAGAAGGAAUCACUUGAUACCAAACAAUGGAUGUUAAUGAAUUAAAUCAGAAUAUAUUGAACUAAUACAAAACGUAUGUAUUUUAUAGCAUUGAUAAUUGAUCGAAUAUAUUCUGGAUUGAGAGGAUCACAAAAUGCGUUAUGACGAGGUGUUAACUCACAUUGGGGAGUUUGGAACUUACCAACGGAUCCAAUAUAUUCUCCUAGCUAUUACUUCCCUGACGUCAGCAUGGCACUCAAUGAACAUGGUGUUUGUUGGCGCCACCCCCGACCACCAUUGUAAGAUCCCAGACCAAUAUAGAACACACUAUGGAAACAUAUCAGAGACACAAUUGUAUAACCUUUCAUUACCAACUGAACUUAAAGAUGGCAACACUAGAUAUAAAAGAUGUCAAAUGUAUCAUCUCAUAAACAACACUGACGACCUCUAUAAUAGAUCUGAACAGGCUUGCACAAAUGGAUGGGUCUACAGCAAAGAGAAAUACCAAAGAACCAUAGUUUCUGAUUGGAAUCUUGUGUGCGGUGAUAUAGGACUGAGAAGUUCAGCAUCUUCAAUAUUUUUUGCUGGACGUCUUGUUGGAGCACUCAUGUUUGGACAACUGUCAGAUUUCGUUGGCAGGAAGUUGUCAUUCUUCAUAGCAGUUGUCCUACAGUGUGCCAUAGGGACGGGAGCCGCCUUCUCUCCAUCAUUGAUCAUAUUCUAUGUUCUUUACUUCUUCCAAGGUGUCAUGCAAGUAGGGGUAUACCUAUCUGCAUAUGUACUAGGUAGUGAAAUUCUUGGUCCGAAGUUUCGCACAUAUUGGGGAGUGGGUAACCAGUACUUCUACGCAAUAGGACAGAUGCUCCUAGCUCUACUUGGAUACCUCAUACGUGAUUGGAGAUACAUAGAAAUCGCCAUAUCUGCCCCACUGGUACUAUAUCUGACGUAUUGGUGGCUUGUCCCUGAGAGUCCAAGAUGGCUACUAGUACAAGACAGAACGAAAGAAGCCAAGGCUAUUAUACGUAAAACUGCCAAAGUUAACAGAGUUGAUGUCUCUGAGAAGAUACUGGACAGUCUCACAGCGGAUACCGUUGAUCCUAGUGGUAAAGCCCACAGCGUUAUUGACUUAUUCAGGAACUGGAAGAUUAUUAGCCUCUCGUUGCUUGUUUGGCUCGGUUGGUUAAUCAAUGCAUUGGUCUAUUAUGGACUUGGCCUGAACACUAGGAAUCUCGCUGGUGACCCCUACCUCAACUUCUUCUUCAGUGGUCUUGUUGAGAUACCCGGUGUUGCCGUUGUUCAUCUCACAAUAGACAGAUUUGGUCGUAAGCCUGUGCUUUGUGGAUUUAUGCUGUUCGGUGGUCUGGCUUGUAUUUGUACAUCAUUUAUUCCUACAAAUCUAAGCUGGCUAGCCACGUUGUUGGCAAUGAUUGGCAAGUUUGCGAUCACAGGAUCAUACGCUGUCAUCUACCUCGUUGCCACUGAAGUUUUCCCGACAUGUGUCAGGAAUGUAGGCUGUGGCAUGGCUUCUAUGAGUGCAAGGAUUGGUGGAAUAUUAGCGCCACAGAUAGUACUCCUUGGAGAAUAUGUACGCUUCCUCCCAUUCUUGAUAUACGGGGGACUUUCUAUAGGAGCUGCGCUGCUUAUGCUUCUACUGCCAGAGACGCGUGGUAGACCCCUACCUCAGACGAUGGAAGAUAUGUAUAACUACUCUAAAAGACCAACAGAAGAAGAAUCUAAAGAUGGAAAGGAUAACAUCGCAUUCCAAAUGGACAAUAUUACAGAUAAUGCUCUAAAUGCACCUAUUCUGUGCAAGGAUACAACGCAGCUAAAUGCAACAAAAUUGUGAUACUUCAAUAACAAUGGAUCGCUACAAAUAUUACUCCAAAUGU
Molecule: messenger RNA, 1934 nt
Organism: Owenia fusiformis
Lineage: Eukaryota; Metazoa; Annelida; Polychaeta; Sabellida; Oweniidae
Source: the annotation of a GenBank genome assembly